Molecule: messenger RNA, 747 nt
Organism: Melampsora larici-populina 98AG31
Lineage: Eukaryota; Fungi; Basidiomycota; Pucciniomycetes; Pucciniales; Melampsoraceae
Exons: 4
Coding region: 1-747 (248 amino acids)
Source: RefSeq, a predicted model, not a curated record
AUGUCAGAUGGGGAUGUAGGCCGCCUUCUCCUCAUGUGGAAGUCGUGGAGUGUGAAAAUGCAAGGAAUCAAAGGCCUUUCACAUUAUUCCCGGUAUCUACCUCGACUCAUUCGACUGCUAACAAAGGUUCUUCCGAAGUCGCUUUCGCAUGUUAUUCUCCACACUCUCUUGAUUUCUCCAACCGGUCGACACGGGCAUUUUGUAGCAAAAGAUUUUCAUCUGGAGAUAAAGAAUUACUGGCUAAAGUACUUUUACAAUCAUGCAGGGCCAGGAACGGACAUCGAGCGACUCAAAGAGACAUUCUCUCUCACUGUUGGGCUGCUCUCGCAUUUGGUCAACACUAUGAAAGGACGAGCUGGUCAGAACAAUGUCCGUCAAUCACGUAAGAACCGGUCCACCCCAACAUCGAUGAUUCGCUUCCUGAACAUGGCCAGAAGCGAGAAUAUCACCAAGUCUAAACCCAACUCGGAAACUGUAGGUAAACCUCUAGGAGAUAUCCAUCGUCUUGGCAUCCAGAAACUCAAAGUCGAUUUUGGCAAGCAACAACUGGAGCGCUUCCACUGGCCUGUUGCUUCAAACUACAGUGAAGAACAAGGUGACAUGAGGAAUACAACUCACUUAUUUUGGCAAGCCUCCUCUUUUGCAUCUAGUUGGUCGUAUGGAAUCUUAUCCACCCUCAACCAGUCCAAACACCGCUUAUUAUAUGCAGCUUUAAGAGCAUUAGCUUCUUUAUCUGCUUUUACCUGA